GAUGGCAGAUUCGGGCUCGAGUGACCCCGGUGGUCAACGUGUGCCGCCGGCCCCCGGAGGGAGCGGCGCGGCGCUGUUAAUGGGCCGCCGCCCCCCCGCCGCCCUCUCCGCCGGCCGUCUCCCCUCCAUGCGAUCCAGAGACCUCACCCUGGGGGGGGUGAAGAAGAAAACCUUCACACCAAACAUCAUCGGCCGAAAAGCCAAAGACGAAACGAAGGCUGAAGGCGGGCAGAGGAGGGACCGGAGGGACGCGGGUCGAGGCCGCGGUCCCAGAGAUAGAGGCCGGGGCCGAGGCCGCCCAGAGGUCAUCCAGUCUCACUCUAUUUUUGAGCAGGGGCCUGCAGAGAUGAUGAUGAAGAAGAGAGGUGGCUAUGAGAACGAGAAAGAAGCUCCGAGCAUGGCACCGUCCCCCAUCAUCAAUAUUAAGAAGGAGAAGAGAGAGACGGAGGAAGAGACCAAAGAGAUUCUCGCCAAGCUGGAGCGAGAUACUAUCAUAGACGACCCGUUCCUGAGAAGUGAGCGGAGCAGCUGCCCCGUGCAGCUGCCCCUCGCUGUGUCGGGGUGGGGGUUCACGGAGGAGUUCACCAAGGCUGCCGUUAAAAUCGAGAAGGUGGAGGACGACGUUGAACCCAUGGAGCAUGCAGUUGAAGUGAAACAGGAGCCCGAGGAGAUGGAAAUAAAGAAGUCGGACGGGUUCUUCCGGCCGCCCCCCCUCCCUGAGCCCGACGUGCUCCCGGACCUGCUGCACCGGUGGAGUCUGGGUAAAGGGGAGGAGCUGUUCUUCAUGCAGAUGCCCGACACGCUGCCCGGCCAGCCGCCCACCCAGGAGCACCGGCCCGUCAAAACCGAGGUGCAGUCGGAGGACGGGCAGUCGGUGCUUCUGAAGACCGAGUCCAAGGAGGAGGAAGCUGAAGACACCAACUGCAACCUGAAGGACCUGCGGGAGGGUCUCGUGGGGAAGAUGCUGGUGCGGAGGUCCGGCCGGGUGCAGCUCAUCCUGGGACACGUGACCCUCGACGUGUCCUUGGGAACGUCCUGCUCUUUCCUUCAGGAGCUGGUCUCUAUUAAUUCGGAGGGGAGAACGGGCGACUUGACCGUGUUGGGGAACGUCAAACACAAGAUGGUUUGUUCCCCGGACUUCGAGGCUCUUCUGGAGAAUAGCGCUUAAAACUUGUGAUGUUUACAGGAAGUUUCCUUUUACUAGGAACUGUCACUCUGAAACCUGACAUCCAAAACAAGUCCGAUGACCAUUGAUUGAGUGGCUAUAGCAACAUAUUAAAAUACACUAUCUAUGAAUAUGAAACGUAUGAAGUUUUUAGUUUCUUCUUGUGGAAAUGGGCGUAUUAAUUCAGGGUUGAAAGGUUGAAUGCCGUGCCAAACUCCAGUGCUGUUUUCAUUUCUCUAAAUCUGAGAUUACUUGACAAGACUGUACAUGGAUGUAAAUGUGUGAAUAAAAAAAAAGUUUUGUUA
Messenger RNA from Etheostoma spectabile (orangethroat darter), 1470 nucleotides. RefSeq names its product polymerase (RNA) III (DNA directed) polypeptide D (gene polr3d). Lineage: Eukaryota; Metazoa; Chordata; Actinopteri; Perciformes; Percidae. Gene Ontology annotation, molecular function: DNA binding. The record is from RefSeq and is a predicted model, not a curated record. Gene Ontology annotation, cellular component: RNA polymerase III complex. Gene Ontology annotation, biological process: tRNA transcription by RNA polymerase III.